CCGCCGGCGGGAGGAGGAGGAGUCGGUGCUGUUGCUGGUUGCUGCUGCGCCUGCGCCAAGGCCCCGGGACGCGCCGAGCCGAGGGAUGCUGGAGGCCGAGCGGCCUGUGGACGGCAACCGGGCUCCGGGGCAACACAGAGGCCGAGGAGCAGAGCGGGACUGAGAGAGCGGAGCGAGCGAGGGAACCAUGGAGCCGCCGUGGAGUGCGCUGCUGGCUCUGGUACUGUUGGCUGCCCCGGCCUGGGCCGAGGAUCCCAGCCCAGAGGAGCACUGGUCUGAUUUCUGGGCGGUUCGCUUCAUCAUUAACCUGGCUGGUUACGCUACCAUCCUCCUGCCCGGAUAUCUGCUGGUGAAGUACUUCAAACGGACAAAUUACCUGGAGAGAGGUCGAGGGUUUUGUUUUCCAGUUAUAAGCGUCUGUGUGUUCGGCCAUGAGGUGAAAACUGGACUGCCGGAGGAACACAGUCCCGGCGUGCGGACGGAGCCGGCAGAAUCCUCUCCCACCAAGCAGACGUUGAGGUUGCUGGCCUGUGCCCUGGGACUGCAGGUGUCCUACCUGACGUGGGGUGUGCUGCAGGAGCGGGUGAUGACGCGCACCUACGGGAAGACAGACACGGACCCCGGCGUGAAGUUCCGCGACUCUCAGUUCCUGGUCUUCAUGAACCGCAUCCUGGCGGUGACGGUGGCAGCCGUGUGCUGCGCAAUGACCAAGCAGCCCCGGCACGGCGCGCCCAUGUACAAGUACUCCUUUGCCUCGCUCUCCAACAUCCUCAGCAGCUGGUGCCAGUACGAGGCCCUCAAGUUCAUCAGCUUCCCCACCCAGGUGCUGGCCAAGGCCUCCAAAGUCAUCCCGGUCAUGCUGAUGGGCAAGCUGGUGUCGCACAAGAGCUACGAGUACUGGGAGUACCUGACGGCGGUGCUCAUCUCCUUCGGGGUCAGCGUCUUCCUGCUGAGCAGUGGCCAGGACCACCGGACCUCCUCCAUCACCACCUUCUCCGGCGUGGUCAUCCUGGCCGGCUACAUCCUCUUCGACAGCUUCACCUCCAACUGGCAGGACGCGCUCUUCACCUACAAGAUGUCGCCGUUGCAGAUGAUGUUUGGCGUCAACCUCUUCUCCUGCCUUUUCACGGUGGGCUCGCUGCUGGAGCAGGGGGCUCUCUUCCAGUCCAUGGCCUUCAUGGCUCGGCACCCUGAGUUUGGCUUGCACGCCGCCCUGCUCUCUGUGUGCUCCGCCUGCGGCCAGCUCUUCAUCUUCUACACCAUCCGGCAUUUUGGGGCGGCCGCCUUCACCAUCAUCAUGACGCUGCGCCAGGCGCUGGCCAUCCUGCUGUCCUGCCUGCUCUACGGUCACGCCAUCACCCUGCUGGGGGCGCUGGGGAUGGCCACCGUCUUCCUCGCCCUCUUCCUCCGCGUCUACGCCCGCACACGCGUCCGCGCCAAGAAGCGGCCCGUGCAGGGAGAGCCGGCCGUGCAGAAGGUGUAGCCGUGACCCCGACCCACCCACACACGGACGGACAGGCGGGCAGGGCUCGGGUAUCCGCAGCAAACACUGGGACCAGCUGGGGGGGGGGAGGGAGGACAGAGCCGGGGGGUGGGGGGGGCAGAAUCGAAAUGACACGCGACCACAGGCACCCAUACCCAGGCCUGUGCUCUAUGCUGCCUGCGCAAGUCCUGCACAUUAGUGCGAGGGAAAGUGCGUUUGUAAUACAGCGCAGAAACCAGCCCUUCAACCAACUCAACCAUGCCGACCAGGGCUUUACAGCUGAGCUAAUCCCAUCUACCUGUACUUGGUCCAUAUCUCUCUGAACACUUCCCUUCUGCUAUUGACCCCCCACCCCACCACACAUACAGCUUCCCUUGACAGCUUGU
Molecule: messenger RNA, 1869 nt
Organism: Amblyraja radiata (thorny skate)
Lineage: Eukaryota; Metazoa; Chordata; Chondrichthyes; Rajiformes; Rajidae
Gene: slc35b2
Product: solute carrier family 35 member B2
Exons: 4
Coding region: 188-1483 (431 amino acids)
Biological process (GO): transmembrane transport; 3'-phosphoadenosine 5'-phosphosulfate transport
Cellular component (GO): Golgi membrane; endoplasmic reticulum membrane
Molecular function (GO): 3'-phosphoadenosine 5'-phosphosulfate transmembrane transporter activity
Source: RefSeq, a predicted model, not a curated record